Messenger RNA from Gossypium arboreum, 1184 nucleotides. Its product is annotated as methyl jasmonate esterase 1-like. The transcript has 4 exons. Bases 250 to 1023 code for a protein of 257 amino acids. Gene Ontology annotation, biological process: salicylic acid metabolic process; jasmonic acid metabolic process. Gene Ontology annotation, molecular function: methyl jasmonate esterase activity; methyl indole-3-acetate esterase activity; methyl salicylate esterase activity. NCBI's taxonomy places the organism in Eukaryota, Viridiplantae, Streptophyta, Magnoliopsida, Malvales, Malvaceae. The record is from RefSeq and is a predicted model, not a curated record.
AACAAAUCAUUGAUUUUUGGUUCAACCUAUUGAUUUGAGAUGGCACGAAGCUAGCCAACAUUAGAUAAAGCCCACUUGCAAAUAAUUGAAGCGGCUAAUAACCAUGAAACAUUUUGUUCUAAUUCAUAAGGCAAGACAAACUGUUAAGAAAGUGGGUAGGUUGGCCAGCAUUAGAUAAAGCUCCCUCGCAAAUAAUUGAAGGAGCUAACAGGAAAUAUUGAGAUAGAAAAGGAAAAGGAAAGGGAAACUAUGACACACUUCGUUCUAGUUCAUGGUAUGUGUCAUGGAGCUUGGUGUUGGUACAAGAUUGUGUCGCUGCUCAAAUCAGGCGGCCACCGUGUCACUCCCUUGGAUCUUGGUGCCAGUGGAAUCAACCCCAAGACCAUCACUGACUUGGCUUCCUUGUCCGAUUAUGCGGAGCCAUUAAUGGCAUUAAUGGCCUCUUUGCCUGAAGACGAGAAAGUGAUACUAGUGGGUCACAGUUACGGUGGGGUUAUCAUUUCCUUAGCCAUGGAAAGCUUCCCCAUGAAAGUAUUGGCCGCUGUUUAUCUCACAGCUUUUAUGCCGAAUCAUGAUUCUCCUAUUGCGACUGGAGUAGCUGAGUACUUCAGAAGGGUUAUGGCGGAGCCGCUCAUGGAUUUCCAGUUAUUGUUUGAAGAUGGGUCGGAAAAUCCACCAACUCAUGCCUUAUUUGGACCAAAAUACAUGGAGGCAAUGGUUUAUCAACUCUCACCAAAAGAGGAUAUAGAAUUGGCCAACACGUUGCUGAGACAAGGAAAGUGGUUCAUGAAAGAUUUGUCCAAGGAAUCUCUGCUAUCAAAAGAGAAAUUCGGAUCUGUUGAUCGGGUUUAUAUAGUUUGCAAAGAUGAUUUGCUGAUAAAAGAAAGCUUGCAGAAAUGGUACAUCGAAAAUAGCCCUACAGAUGAUGUGAAAUUCAUAGCUGGUGCCGAUCAUAUGCCCAUGUUUUCCAAACCCCAGGAGGUCUGCAAAUGUCUCCAAGAAGUUGCUGAGAAGUAUAACUGAUUCUACCAUCAAAUAUUUCACUUAGCCAACUUCGUAAUCAAUAAAUAAAACAAGUGUUCUAUGAUGUACGGAAUCAAGUUUUAAUACUCGUAACUUUUAUAAGCAACUUAUAAUAAUUAUCUGUCAAUAAAAAUAGUUCUUUAAAUUCCUGUCGAAAUAAA